Messenger RNA from Quercus robur (English oak), 4525 nucleotides. RefSeq names its product putative disease resistance protein RGA1. Gene Ontology annotation, molecular function: ADP binding. Gene Ontology annotation, biological process: defense response to other organism. NCBI's taxonomy places the organism in Eukaryota, Viridiplantae, Streptophyta, Magnoliopsida, Fagales, Fagaceae. The record is from RefSeq and is a predicted model, not a curated record. Bases 447 to 3815 code for a protein of 1122 amino acids. The transcript has 7 exons.
UACUUUCUUCUCCUCGAAUUCUACACUCUUGAAUUUCUUCAUCAGAUCUUCAUCUACAUUUUUAUCACUUUAUGACUUUUGCCUUUCUCCUUGUUGUAACUUUCUACCAGUACUAGUGCCUCCAGUUCUCACUCUCAAAUUUCUCAAUACAGUACCAGUGCCUCCUCCAGUUCUCACUCUCAAAUUUCUCAAUACAGUGGUGGGGAGCUAUUAUUAUACAAAUUGGGGAACUGUGCAUUUUUCGUUCUUGUGUUCCACAACCACGUUCAUUAUAGUAUUAUACUAAGACCUCACUGUCUUCGAAGCAGUCAAAAGAGUCAAACCGCAAACUCCAUCCCUUAUCACAGAUCACAGAUCCUACUGUUCUUACUUUUACUCUUACCUUCCAGUGCUCAGUUCUCACAAAGACAGCAUUAGCAUUCAUUCAAUUCUCUCUAAUUCAAGAAAUGGCGGAAGGAGCUCUGCUCGACGUUGCCAAGGGAAUCAUCGGGAUAGCGGGCAAACUAGCACUCCAAGAGGUUGCGCUCAUCUGGGGUGUAAAAGACGAGAUCAACAAACUCAAGGAGACAGUUUCCACAAUCAGUGCUGUGCUUUUGGAUGCAGAGGCGAAGCAACACGACAGUGAAGAGAUCAAACUGUGGCUGAAAACGCUUAAGGAUGCGAUGUGUGAUGCAGAUGACUUGCUGGAUGAAAUCUCCACUGAGGCCUUGCGACGGGAAGUGAUGACCCGGGACAAGAAGGCCAAAGAGGUACGCAUCUUCUUUUCCAAAUCUAACCAGCUUGCAUAUGGUGUUAGAAUGGGUCAUAAGGUUAAGGAGAUGAGGGAGAGGCUAGUUGCUAUAGCUGCGGACAGGCAGUUUCACUUGGAUGAACGUCGUGAGGAGAUACAAGUCAGGAAUGAGUCAAGACGGCAGACUCAUUCCCUUGCAAGUGCUGAAGAUGUUAUUGGGAGGGAGGAGGAUAAGAAGGCCAUCAUUGGAUCUCUGUUGGAUCCCAAUGUUAAGGAGAAUGUUUCUGUCCUUCCGAUAGUUGGUAUCGGAGGACUAGGAAAGACCACAGUUGCUCAACUUGUCUUCAAUGAUAAAGAACUCAAAGACCAUUUUGAGCCAAAAGUGUGGGUGUGUGUCUCUGAGAAUUUUGAUGUGAAAAUAAUUGUUCAGAAAAUCUUGGAGUGUGUAAAAAAUGGGAAACUAGCAAAAGACCUUGAAAUGAACACGUUAGUCAAUGAUGUUCAUAAAGAAAUUAAUGGAAAAAGAUACUUGAUUGUGUUGGAUGAUGUGUGGAAUGAGGAGCGUGAAAAAUGGUUUAGUUUGAAAAAAAUUUUGAUGGGUGGCGCAAGAGGCAGUAGAAUAGUUGUGACUACACGUAGUCAAAUAGUGGCAAAGAUUUCACAGCCUAUUCAACCACAUGUGUUACAGGGUUUAGAUAAACAACAUGCUUGGUCUUUAUUUAUGAAGAUAGCGUUCAACGAGGGGCAAGAACCGAAGAAUGCAAGUUUUGUAAAUAUUGUGGAGGAGAUUUUGAAGAAAUGUGCGGGGAUUCCGCUUGCUAUAAGAACAAUAGGAGGUCUGGUAAAUUCUAAAGAAUUCACAAUAGAGUGGUUAUCAUUCAUAAACAAAGAACUUUCAAAAAUACCUCAGAAUGAAGAUGACAUUUUACCAACACUAAAGUUGAGUUACAAUCAUCUCCCGUCACACUUGAAGCAAUGCUUUGCUUACUGUAGUCUAUUUCCAAAGGAUUUAGAGAUUAACAAGUCAAGUUUGAUUAAUAUGUGGAUGGCGCAAGGGUUCAUCACGUUGUAUGACGAAAAACAAUGUUCAAAAGAUGUUGGUCAUGAGUAUUUUAUGGAUUUGCUUUGGAGAUCAUUCUUUCAAGAAGUUGAAAAAGAUGAACUUGGCAAUAUUUCAAAAUUCAAAAUACAUGACCUCAUGCAUGAUAUAGCAAUACAAGUAACGGGAUCAGAGAGCACCACUAUUUAUUCAAAAGAGAAAGACAUUGACGAGAAAACUCGGCAUGUGUCAUUUGGGGAUAUAUUGCACUCAUCAUCGGAUAUUCCAAUCUCAUUAUCCAAAGCAAGAAGGAUAAGAACAUUUCUUUUGCCAUGUCAACCAUGUCAACCAGACCGAGGGUAUGAAACCAUGAAAUCAAAUGAUUCAAUUUCUAGUGAAAUUAUUGCAAGUUUUAAGUUCAUACGCUUGUUGGAUAUGCAUGACAUGGGGAUUAAAACAAUUCCAAGUUCUAUCAAAAAGUUGAAGCAUCUAAGAUAUCUUGAUCUUUCUUGGAAUGGAGGUAUUGUGAUACUUCCUAAUUCUAUUGUCAAGUUGUACAAUUUGCAAACACUUAAACUCUCUUACUGUGUUAGUCUUAAAGAGUUGCCAAGAAAUAUUAACAAAUUAGUCAACCUCAGGUUUCUUGAGAUUGAUGGGUGUUUGGAGUUGACUCAUAUGCCCAAUGGACUGGGCCAAUUGACUAAUCUACAAACGUUGUCAAAAUUUGUGAUGAGUGAGGGUAGCAUCGAUUCAGUGCCUAAGGAUAGCGGUGGAUUGAAGGAACUUACCAGGCUAAAUGAGCUAAGAGGAAAUCUAUCAAUUGAAAAUCUCAAACACGGAAAAGAUGCCGCAUUAGAGUAUAAGGAUGCAAAUUUGAAAGAGAAACAACGUCUUGAUAAGUUGGACUUAAAUUGGGUAUACGAAGACAUUGAUGAGACAGGUGCCGAUUAUGAUUACAUGUCAUUGGAAGCCUUGCAACCACAUAUAAAUCUCAAAGCAUUGAGUUUAGAGCGGUACGGGGGAGUGAGAUUUCCACGUUGGUUUCUGUCCCUCAGAAAUCUUGUCCAAUUUAAAUUAGAUUCAUGUAAUAACUGCCAAUAUCUUCCACCGUUGGACCAAUUUCCUUCUCUCAAAAUUAUUUAUUUGGGCGGAUUGGAUUGUUUAGAGCACAUAUCAGAUUCAGAGAGAGGUAACAGUGAUUCUUUAUUCUACCCAUCUUUGGAGACACUCGAUAUUUGGAAUUGCCCUAAUUUAAAGGGAUGGUGGCGGGGAAGGAGGGAUUCUCUUCCUUCAUUUCCUCGUCUUUCCAACUUAGAAAUUUUUAGAUGCCCUCAGAUGACUUCCUUUCCUUUGUUUCCAUAUCUCGAAAGAUUGAGGCUAAUUAAUUGUAAGUGUAGCUUGAAGCAGUCAUGGGAGAGGAUGAUGAUAAACAACAAGACUUCUUCAGGGAAUCUACCAUCAAUUGCUUAUUCUUCUUCUUCUUCUACAAUUGUUGCCCCUCUCUCCAAAUUAAGCUACAUUGAAAUAAAGAACACGGAAGAAGCUUUGCCAGAGGAGUGCCUACAAAAUCUCAUUUCUCUCCGUACUCUACAGCUAGACAACUGUCCUCUUCCUCAAGGCAUUCGAUAUCUUACGGCACUUCAAAGUCUGGAAGUUAGGUACUCUGAGGUGGUUGAUUUAUCCAAUGAUUGGGAUGAGAUGGAAUGGCAAGGACUUACGACCCUUCUCUCUUUGGAUUUCUGUUUACUUCCGAAGUUGGUCUCUUUCCCAAUGGGGCUUCAAUAUCUCAGCUCUCUACAAAAUCUUAGAAUUUGGUAUUGUCGUAAUUUGAUAGCCAUACCGGAGUGGAUCAGCAAACUUAUAUCUCUUCAGAAUCUUUCAAUUUGGGAUCGCCCUAAAUUGGAAUCAUUGCCAGAAGGAUUCGGUGCCCUGAAUUUGCAAACACUAUACAUUGGAGGAUGUCCCAUCUUAUGGAAAAGAUGCAAGAGGCAAAUCGGGGAAGAUUGGCAUAAAAUUUCUCACAUUCCCAAUUUGGAAGUCAGAUGAAGAAGAGCCAAAUGAAGAAGCAAAGGAACCUGCUCGUCAGAAUUGGGACUUAAUUAAAGCUUUUGGGUGCUGCAAUUGUUCAACUCAGCAACUCACUCACUGAGUCAAAAUUGGCAAAAGGUAAUAUUACUAGGAGAAUUGACAGAUACUCAUGCCGUAGGAAUCAGCUCAUUGUACAGAAAUAUUGCAAUCAAGACGGUUCCUUUUUUUUGAAGCUAUUUUUUCCCCGGAUAGUAACAGUAGAACUUGAUGCAUCAUUUUAAUGCGAGUGCUUAAGGCUUUUCUCAUGUGCUUUAGGCUUACUCAAGUGAAUCAUCAAUGGAGUUCUAAAUAUCCAAAGAUACUUCCCAUAGUAAUGUGGGAGCUGUUUCACCAGUUCGUGUAGCAAACGAGAUAUGCAUGCAUCAUAGUGCUUCUUUUAAGACAUUUUAGCUUUAUCUUUUGAAUGGGAAAGGGAGAGGAAGAGGAGGAAUUUAAUUCCUAUGAACUAUAAUAACAUGGAACACAUGAUUGGAAACUACUUUGCAUAUCUUUUCUCACUUAUUUGAAAAAUGUCAGAGGAACUAGGUCAAGAGUGCAUUAACCAGCUCACAUCCCAGAGAUUCAAAUUUCUUUUGGAAGGAUUUAGCUCAAGUUUCUCAUAUCCCUCCAAAUUUCUCAAGUACUUAUUUUAUCAGUAAAGAAUUUGUCAGAUACUAAUCUUGUUCUCU